GCCCGGUGAGUCAAAGCUUCAUUUAUGCAUAAACUUAAGAUGCGAAUACUCUUAACAUCAACGUAUUGAACAAUUGCAUCAAUAGUAUUAAUAGCUUUAACCCCAGACAGCGUGCAAGCAGCCACGGCCCUGACUGGAUCAGCGACUGUUAUGACUACGCCCCGAACCACCUCAUGAACCCGUUCUGUCCUACACAGGGUUGCUUUGCCCCUGUAGCUGUUGCGCAUGCGCAUAUGGACUACAACAGCACGUUCUAUGCCGGCGGGUCUAUGGUUACGUACACGUGCAACCCAACUUACGAGCUGGUGGGUCCGCCAUCGAUCACGUGCAUUCAGGACCCGGCCAAGAGCGUGUAUGUGUGGACUCCUGGGCCGAAUUGUCUGAGAAAAGUGUAUGAAUGUGGACCUCUUCCUAAAAUCACCAACGGAAAGCAUUCAGACACAUAUAACCGCACCGUCAAUUCUACGGUGGCGUACACUUGCGAUAGGGACUUCAAGCUGAUUGGCCAAGAGACGGUCGCGUGUGUACUCGCAAUCAACCAAUCAACGGCGACCUGGACAGAGCGGCCAUCUUGUAUUCCUGGCACAUUGGGUCGUCAGUUCGUAUUCGGAAUCCCAGACAUAUAUCUAGGCCGGCCAGAGUAUAUAAAGAUGUACAUUUCAAGUACGUAUGCCUCAACGGUCUUCAUUAAUGCGCCGGGAAUAGGUUUCAACCAAAAUAUUACAACACUGGCUAAUACGACUACCGCAGUAACGAUUCCCGACAGCAUUAUAGCCACUUCCGCUGGUUUGUCAAACAAAGCCGUAUAUGUUGCGACGGACAAACCCGUUUCAGCGUAUGUAAUGGUAAGAAAUGCAACCACCUCCGACGGCUUUCUUCUUUUACCCAUAACUGCUGGCGCCAACGAGUUUGUUGUGCCAAGCUAUGAUACCGUCGAAGGAUCACUUAGCGAAUUUCUCGUCACUGCAUUGGAAGAUUCUCAGGUUGAAGUCCGCUUGAGGAUGUCCACAGGAAAUAUAACCAUCGGCGGUCAAAGCUACAUCAGCGGGCAGAAUUUUUCAUUUGUAAUGAACAAACUUCAGACAUACUUGGUGCAACACCAGCAUGACUUGACUGGUACGCACAUCACGAGUUCAAAACCGGUUUCGGUUGUGUCCGGUAACACAUGUACGAAUGUUCCAAAGGAUAUAACUGCCUGUGAUUUCUUAGCUGAACAGUUGCUACCAGUUCGGUUUUGGCAACACACAUAUCUAUGUGCGAAUCUCAAAACUAGACGAAACAAUAGAUUUCGCGUGCUUUCUUUAAUGGACAACAACGCAGUGAAUAUUGGUGGAACUCAAGUGUCGUUGAAUAACGGGGACUUUUACGAGUAUGUUAGUUCAAACGAUGUUGCUACUGCAGUUGUAUCAACUCAUCCAGUUUUAGUCUUACAAUUUGCAGAAGGAUCGUAUGCGGAUAAUGCAAUUGGAGAUCCUAGCAUGAUAACGGUUCCCUCUACAGACAAUCAAGAAUCAGAAUAUUUCUACGAAACACCAACUUCUGUUUCUUUUCACUAUGCCUCAAUAACUAUUCCCACAGACCAUGCAAGCGGUUUACGAAUGGAUGGCAAUACAAUAAGCCGAUCGGACGAACAAAUAACAACAAUUAACAUUACUAUGUUCAGUAUCAUUCGAGUGUCUGUCGUGGCGGGGAAGCAUCAUAUUUACCACGUGGACUCCAGUGUCAGUUUCGGUGUGAUUGUUUACGGAUUCGAUACAGACGAAUUAUACGGUUUUCCCUUGGGACUCGGUAGAUAUGUUCCCACGAGUAUCAAGCGCAAUAAGGGCUCUAUACUUCCGACCACACCGUACCAUAUUCAAACGCAGUUUUUCAUCGACCCUAAUUUUCAGCAGGAAAUUCCUGGCAAUCCGCUUAGCGUUAAGACAGUCGCUAAUGUGUUUGUCAAGACAUUCGUCGACAACGUUGACUGGAAGGUGAAAAUGAGGCUGCAUUCGUGUUAUGCAGAGCAGACGUUGGACGGCUUUAAUGGCAGUUACAACCUGAUAAAUAACGGUUGUGAAAUGGACGCAAACACCCACUUGCUGUCUCAGACUGCCCACGAGACUAGGUUCGUGUUCCAAGCCUUUCACAUUUCCGGAUUAGACCAACAGCUUUAUAUCAAUUGUGACGCCACAAUCUGUGAUACGUCAGACCUGAUGUCAUCACACCAGUGUGAUCAGCGUCCAGAUUGCGCAAAACAAUGAUGAGAUAGCUGGUUACCAAACAAACAGCUGUUUGGGUUUUGAAAAUAAAAUAUAUUCGCGUUUAA
Dreissena polymorpha is the source of this 2308-nucleotide messenger RNA. Its product is annotated as IgGFc-binding protein-like. The record is from RefSeq and is a predicted model, not a curated record. Bases 174 to 2243 code for a protein of 689 amino acids. Lineage: Eukaryota; Metazoa; Mollusca; Bivalvia; Myida; Dreissenidae. The transcript has 8 exons.